AUGUUUAAUUAUGAAAGUAUAUUUAUUAACGAAGACAUUGUAUCGGAAAUGACCAUUGAUGAUGUAAAAAACUUGAAACCGUAUUGGAAUGUUCAAAUAGCUAAUUUUAAGGACAGCAUUAAUGAGCCUAUUUUCACCUUGCUGCAAAUGGCUAUUUUACUUAACAAAAAAAAAAUAGUUGGAUAUUUAUUAGCUAGAAAAGGUUUAGAUAUUAAUGUCCUUAGCAAGCAUAAUCAAACAGCUUUGAUGAUUGCAUGUGAAAAAAAGGUCCCUCUUGAUUGGAUCGAAGCAAUUUUAAAAAAAGGUGGAGACUUAGGCAUAAAUGUAAAAGAUGACUUUAAUGAAACUGCUUUAGACAAAUGCGCUUUUAACUCAAAAGCCUACCAGUUGCUUCUAAAAUAUGGUGCCAUUGAAAGUAAAAACGCACCAGAAGAGAAAAAUAAUACGAAAAAAACUUCCAAUCAUUGCGAUAGCAUAUGGUCUAAUAUUUGUGGAUGCGGAACAAGAUAUUAUAAAUAA
Molecule: messenger RNA, 519 nt
Organism: Plasmodium vinckei vinckei
Lineage: Eukaryota; Apicomplexa; Aconoidasida; Haemosporida; Plasmodiidae
Product: conserved Plasmodium protein, unknown function
Exons: 7
Coding region: 1-519 (172 amino acids)
Molecular function (GO): protein binding
Source: RefSeq, a predicted model, not a curated record